Molecule: messenger RNA, 2738 nt
Organism: Pyrgilauda ruficollis (rufous-necked snowfinch)
Lineage: Eukaryota; Metazoa; Chordata; Aves; Passeriformes; Passeridae
Gene: NFE2L1
Product: nuclear factor, erythroid 2 like 1
Exons: 6
Coding region: 135-2411 (758 amino acids)
Biological process (GO): regulation of transcription by RNA polymerase II
Cellular component (GO): nucleus
Molecular function (GO): DNA-binding transcription factor activity, RNA polymerase II-specific; RNA polymerase II cis-regulatory region sequence-specific DNA binding
Source: RefSeq, a predicted model, not a curated record
CAUGCUCGGGACCUUUGACUCAUAGAAGGCUCCUGGGAAAAGCGUCGGCAGCGCGAGAGGAGCCGGGGGAGCCGCGGGGUCCCGAGGGAGCUGCGGGGGACACGGAGGCGCUGCACGAGGAGAGCUGGGACAAGAUGCUCUCCCUGAAGAAGUACUUCACGGAAGGCCUGAUCCAGUUCACCAUCCUGCUGAGCCUGAUCGGCGUGCGCGUGGACGUGGACAGCUACCUGAGCUCGCAGCUGCCGCCGCUGCGGGAGAUCAUCCUGGGCCAGAGCUCGGCCUACACGCAGACCCAGUUCCACCACCUGCGCAGCACCUUGGGCGGCUAUGGCAUCCACCCCAAGAGCGUCGAGCUGGACUCCUACUUCAGCGCCCGCCGCCUGCUGAGCCAGGUGCGCGCCCUGGACCGGCUGCGCGUGCCCAGCACCGAGCUCAGCGCCUGGCUGGUGCACCGCGACGCCGAGGGCGCGCAGCCCGGCGCCGCCGGCGGCCUGCAGGACGGCGGCGCCGGCGGCGAGAGGGAGAGCGGAGCCGAGCAGGGCUUUGGGGAAGAGCUGGAGGAUUUGGGAGCCGUGGCGGCGCCUGUCAACGGGGAUCUCACCAAGGAGGACAUCGAUUUGAUUGACAUCCUGUGGAGACAGGAUAUUGAUCUCGGCGCUGGGCGAGAGAUUUUUGACUACAGCCACCGUCAGAAAGAGAGCGAAGUGGACAAAGAGCUGAGCGAUGGGAGGGAGCGCGGGGACAGCUGGAGGAGUGCAGGGAAUGAGGUCUUGGAUAGAAUCCCGCUAGUUGAUGGAGAGACCGGGGAGAGUUUCCCUGCGCAGGUGCCCGGAGCGGAGGAUCAGACAGCCCUGUCCCUGGAGGAGUGCCUUAGGCUGCUGGAGGCCACCUUCCCCUUCGGGGACAAUUCCGAGUUCCCAGCUGCGGAUGUCUCCGCCCUGAGCGAAGCCGUGCCCGGGCAGAGCCGGGCCCCGGGUGGCCCCCCCAGCCUGCUGUCCCCUCUGCUGGCCGAGACCGAGUCGCCCUUCGACCUGGAGCAGCAGUGGCAGGACCUGAUGUCCAUCAUGGAGAUGCAGGCCAUGGAGGUGAACACGAGCACGAGCGCCGAGAGCCUCUACGGUGGCACCGGCGGGGACCUCCUGGCGUCCAACUACAGCCUGGCCCCCGGCACGCCCAUCAACCAGAACGUCAGCCUGCAUCAGGCCUCGCUGGGCAGCUGCUCCCAGGACUUCUCCCUCUUCAGCUCGGACAUCGAGAGCCCCUCCAUGGCGGGCGGCUCGGCCCUGCUGCAGCUGGCGCCCGACAACUCCACCGGCCUCAACAGCACCUUCGGCUCCACCAACCUGAGCGGGAUCUUCUUCCCGCCCCAGAUGAACAGCACGGGUAACGAGACGGCCGGGCCCGAGCUGCCCGACCCCCUGGGAGGGCUGCUGGACGAGGCCAUGCUGGAUGAGAUCAGCCUGAUGGACUUGGCCAUCGAGGAGGGCUUCAACCCCGUGCAGGCCUCGCAGCUGGAAGAGGAGUUCGAUUCCGACUCAGGUCUUUCCCUGGAUUCCGGCCACAGCCCCGCGUCCCUGAGCAGCUCCGAAGCCUCGUCCUCAUCGUCCUCUUCCUCUUCAUCCUCCUCCUCCUCCUCGUUUUCCGAGGAAGGCGCCGUGGGCUACAGCUCGGACUCGGAGAACGUGGACUUUGAGGAAGCGGAAGGGGCGGUUGGCUACCAGCCAGAGUACAGCAAGUUCUGCCGCAUGAGCUACCAGGACCCGGCGCAGCUCCACUACCUGCCUUACCUGGAGCACGUCGGCCACAACCACACCUACAACAUGGCCCCGGGCGCCCUGGACCCCGAGGAGCCCAAAGCGCCCGGCGCCGGCAAGAAGAGCGGCAAGGAGAAACCGUCCGAGCUGCUGGACAAGCAGCUGAGCCGCGACGAGCACCGCGCCAGGGCCAUGAAGAUCCCCUUCACCAACGACAAGAUCAUCAACCUGCCCGUGGAGGAGUUCAACGAGCUCCUGUCCAAGUACCAGCUGAGCGAGGCCCAGCUCAGCCUCAUCCGCGACAUCCGCCGGCGCGGCAAGAACAAGAUGGCCGCCCAGAACUGCCGCAAGAGGAAACUGGACACCAUCCUCAACCUGGAGCGCGACGUGGAGGAGCUGCAGCGCGACAAGUCCAAACUGCUCAGGGAGAAGGUGGAGUUCCUCAAAUCCAUCCGGCAGAUGAAGCAGAAGGUGCAGAGCCUGUACCAGGAGGUGUUCGGGCGGCUGCGGGACGAGCAGGGCCGGCCCUACUCGCCCAGCCGGUACGCGCUGCAGUACGGCAGCGACGGCAGCGUGCUGCUGAUCCCGCGCGCGCCCGCGCCCGCCGAGCCGCAGCCGCGGCGCCAGGAGCGCAAGCAGAAGGACAGGAGGAAGUGAAGGCGGCGGCGGAAGGGAGAGCUGGGAUGAGGGCCGAGCCUGGAAGUGCUUGCGGAGGGAACUUUGAUGCCUUCUUAUCCGAUUCUGUCUUCUGGAACCGCACGCGGCGCCGGCGGCGCGCGCCGGGGACUCUGCGGGAGCGGCCGUCCCGAAGCGGGGGACGGAGCCCAGCCCAAGCCCAGCUGCCACCGGCCACCCCCGGGGUGCUGGGAGAGCAGGGACGAGCUGGCAUCGCUGCUGGGGAGGUUGGCACGAGGUGGAUAAAACAAAAAAAAAAAAAAAAAAAAAAAAAAAAAAAACCCCCAAAAAAAAAAAAACUACUAGUAA